Messenger RNA from Notothenia coriiceps (black rockcod), 2062 nucleotides. RefSeq names its product helicase, POLQ like (gene helq). The transcript has 11 exons. Gene Ontology annotation, molecular function: nucleic acid binding; ATP binding. The coding region runs from base 125 to 2062 and encodes 645 amino acids. Lineage: Eukaryota; Metazoa; Chordata; Actinopteri; Perciformes; Nototheniidae. The record is from RefSeq and is a predicted model, not a curated record.
UCGCGGAGCUGUUGACGUUAAAAACAGAAGCUUCAAGCAAUACAAGAAAAUGCUUUUUAUGCCAGACUUUCUAUACGUUUUCACCGGAGUUUGAGGUGAUUUACAGGGUUUUAGGAGACUGUUAAUGUCGCAGAAGGAACACAUCAGAGAAAAAACUGCCAGGACACCAGCUGUUGUGAUGAAUUCUGCUGAGAAACGAGACAUCAGAAUCAAACGGGUCUCGUCCAGGAAGAGAUCUCGCGAUAGCUCACAGAUGACACCUGAGAGGAAGAGAGGAUCUGAGAAAUGUCCAAAGAUCUGCAGGCUGAGCAGCAUCAUGGCAGAACAACAACAACAACAGCAAAAACAACCUGCUGCAGAGUUGUUCUGCAGCGACAGCGAGGAUCUGUUCGGGGAUUACGACAGCCUCCUGCAGGACAGCUCGCUGCUCGACAGGCUGGACGACGCUGAGCAGAGCGAGAGGCAGAGAGACGUCCAGAGAGACUUCACCAACCUGAGGACGAUGACAGAUGAAGACGUGCUCACAGACUCCAUCCUGGACGCCAUGGGAGAGGAAGAUCUUCCUCCCAGCAUGCAACAGUUCAAGGAUCAGGUCCAGGAGACGAGGGUCCGUCUGCAGGGCGGAGAUCAGACCUCCACGCCGCUCAGAAACACAAAGACCUCAACCCCUCUGAGGACUAAAGAGGAGAGUAGACCCCCGAGAGGAGGAGGAGGAGGAGGAGGAGGAGGAGGAGGAGGAGGAGGGCCAUCGAGGAGGAGGAGCGUGGCGGACGCUCUGAAGAAGACGAUGCUUUGUAACGCAGCCUCUCCAGCGAUGGCGUCUCGCAGCGCAGCUUUAAAGGAGGCCGUCCUCUCGGAGGAAAUCUCCGUCGCCAUGCAGGCGUUGGAGGAAGUUUCUGAAGAGAAGACCCCCGACCUCGGGCCCUUCUUCGGGCUCCCGUCCAGAGUCAAGGAGCUGAUGCUGAGGCUGAAGGGGAUCCAGAGCUUAUACGAGUGGCAGGAGACGUGUCUGAACCUGCCGUCCGUUCAGCGCAGGAAGAACCUGAUCUACUCGCUGCCGACCAGCGGAGGAAAGACUCUGGUGGCCGAGAUCCUGAUCCUCAGAGAGCUGCUCUGCAGGAAGAAGGACGCUCUGUUCAUCCUGCCGUACGUCUCUCUGGUGCAGGAGAAGGUGCGAGGGUUGGCAAGCUUUGGCGUGGAGCUGGACUUCCUGGUGGAGGAGUACGCAGGCAGCAAAGGAAGGUUCCCCCCCGUAAAGAGGAAAGACAGGAGGUCUCUUUACGUCGCGACGAUAGAAAAAGCCCACAGCCUCGUGAACUCGCUGAUCGAGAACCAGAGGAUCGACGACCUGGGGCUGGUGGUGGUGGACGAGCUUCACAUGUUGGGCGACGGCAGCAGAGGAGCCAUCAUUGAGAUGACGCUCGCUAAAGUUCUCUACACGGCCAAAUCCACUCAGAUUAUCGGGAUGAGCGCCACGCUGGGAAACAUUAAAGACCUGCAGACGUUUUUAAGAGCGGAAAACUACAGCAAUGACUUCCGGCCUGUGCAGCUGAAGGAGUACGUUAAACUGCAAGACACCAUCUAUGAAGUGGACCCAAAGGAGGAAGACUGCUUCAAAUUUUCUCGUCUCCUCAACUUCAAGUACUCCAGCUCCAUGCAGAAGCUGGACCCGGACCACAUCAUCGCCAUGGUGACCGAAGUCAUCCCAAAACACUCAUGUCUGGUUUUCUGCCCCACGAAGAAGAACUGUGAGAACGUGGGAGGGCUGAUCUGCAGAUACCUCAGGAAGGACUUCCUGCUCCUCCACGAGCAGCAGAAGCUCCUCCUCCUCUCCCAGCUGAAGGAAUGUGGGCGGGGCUCCGUGUGUCCGGUGCUCAGCAGGACGGUUCCUUACGGAGUGGCCUAUCAUCACAGCGGGCUGACGGGGGAGGAGAGGAGGCUGCUGGAGGAGGCGUACACCUGUGGGACGCUCUGCCUCCUCACCUGCACCUCCACGCUCGCUGCAGGGGUCAACCUGCCCGCUCGCAGGUCAGCAAACACAACAACAACAACAACAGCAUAA